UCGAGAAUAUCGAAAUAACGAAAAAAAGGAUUUCAAUGAGCUCUGUGUUUCUCACUCAUUGUGAGAAAGUAGAUAGAGGAAGGUAGAUAAGAAUGACAAGGAUACGAGUAGUUCGAUCGUGAAAGUGAAAUUCGAUAGAGUUUCCAAGUGAAAUCAAAGCUACGCGAUGUUAACGAAGGAAAAACGUUUUAUUUGAAAAAGGAUAUGCUCGAGAUACUGAUGAUCAUUUCUUGAAACAGUGCAUGCAGGAUUUCAACUGAUAAUGGCUCUAUUGUCCAACCAUCAUAGCGAUUAUCAAUCCUGCUCCUCGGAUAUGUUAACGUCCUCUUACUCGACCUCAACUGGGAGGACGUAUGAUCCUCUUUAUCCUUCGCCAUACAAUUCGCCAAAUUGCGAACAAGUUAAGACUAUGUACGGGGAGAAUUAUGUGUACAAAGGUGAAUUAACGCCACGAAGAGAACUUGAGAAUCUUGAUUAUGCGAAAAACUUGGAAGCAGAGUAUUCGAGGACACCAGAGGGAUACGAAAGAGGACCUUGUGGUGUUUUGACACCCGUUACGCCACAACGAUACGAGAGUCAACAUCGAAUGAAUCAUGGAAUGUCACCUAGGACGACCUUGUACGAGGACAAUUCAAUGGAAUAUCAUCCGACGGCUUACUGCUAUGAGAAUCUCGCACAGAAACCUAAGUAUCAAUCUAUGGAGAGUGACAAGACAGUUUGUACGAUCGUCGAGUCGCGGAGAAAUUGUUGGGACGCGAUAUCUUCGACGGUUCAGAAAAAUCAAUCAUCUCCUACAAUACAGCCAAGAAGAGGAAGACGACGUUCGAGCGACGUACCCCCAUCACCAAGUGUUCUCAAACGACGUAGAUUAGCUGCGAACGCACGCGAAAGACGUCGCAUGAAUGGUUUGAACGACGCCUUUGACAAAUUGCGUGAGGUUGUACCAAGUUUAGGCGCCGAUCAUAAGCUCAGCAAAUUCGAAACUCUACAAAUGGCUCAAACUUACAUUGCUGCACUUUGUGAAUUACUCGAGAAACACGAUGGAAAAAGAUAA
This is a messenger RNA of Vespula pensylvanica (western yellowjacket), 1054 nucleotides long. Its product is annotated as basic helix-loop-helix transcription factor amos-like. Gene Ontology annotation, molecular function: protein dimerization activity. The coding region runs from base 263 to 1054 and encodes 263 amino acids. Lineage: Eukaryota; Metazoa; Arthropoda; Insecta; Hymenoptera; Vespidae. The record is from RefSeq and is a predicted model, not a curated record. The transcript is spliced from 3 exons.